Messenger RNA from Linepithema humile (Argentine ant), 1411 nucleotides. It is a transcript of the gene shams, whose product is annotated as glucoside xylosyltransferase 1 shams. The record is from RefSeq and is a predicted model, not a curated record. Gene Ontology annotation, molecular function: UDP-xylosyltransferase activity. NCBI's taxonomy places the organism in Eukaryota, Metazoa, Arthropoda, Insecta, Hymenoptera, Formicidae. Gene Ontology annotation, biological process: protein O-linked glycosylation via N-acetylgalactosamine.
GGUGCUACUUGCUGCUGCGUCUCAAAUCUGGCGUCACUGCCUCCUGUGUUUAUAUUUGAUCAAAAGUGAUCAAAAGGUUAUGUUUUGAAUAUGGCGUUCGUUGUUACUUGAAAACUAAGACCCUUCGACGACGCGAUAUCGAAAGAUUCGCCGCGUUUCAUAAACGUUUGUGAAUUAUUGGCGGGAUCUAAAAUGCGGUCGGAUUAUUGCCGACGUCGCGUAUUGUCGACGUCGCGAUUCCGAUAAACGUUACCCGAACUUAAAAGAAAUAACGCAACGCAAUGAGAUCUGUAUACAAGUUGUUCUUGCUGUGCCUUAUCCUCGCCGCGUUGAUAAUAUUGCUCAAUGUGACGACCAACUUCUCCAGCAAUGAUCAGACCGCCGGGAGGGAGCGUCUGAUGCUCCAAAAGAAGGCUUUAGCUGCAUCGGCAACGAAUGAAGUGACGAUAUGCGUGGUGGUAUGCGGGGACAGGCUGCACGAGGCCCUGACUAUGCUAAAGUCAGCGCUGGUCUUCACCAACAAGCCGCUGCAGUUCAUCAUACUAGCAGAACAUCAGCUGAUACCAGCCUUCAAUGAGAAAUUGUCAGAAUGGAAACUUAUAUCUAAUAAAACCUUUGACUUCCUAGUACGGCCCAUUACCUUCCCCGACGGCAGCGAUGUGGCCAUGUGGAAAAAGCUAUUCAAGCCCUGUGCAGCUCAGCGACUGUUCUUACCAACUGUGUUGAACGACACCGACGCAGUACUCUAUGUGGACACAGAUACCCUGUUCCUGGCACCACCAGAGAGAAUUUGGGAUGAGUUCAAAAAAAUGAAUGCCAGCCAGUUGGCAGCUCUCAGCCCAGAGCACGAGGAUCCAAAUACCGGUUGGUACAACAGAUUCGCCAAGCAUCCGUAUUACGGCAAGUUGGGUGUCAAUUCAGGAGUGAUGUUAAUGAAUCUGACGAGAAUGCGAGAGUUUCGAUGGACCGACCAUGUGAUUCCCAUUCACAAGGAGUACAAGCUGAAGAUCACCUGGGGUGAUCAGGACAUCAUCAACAUAAUAUUCCAUUAUCAUCCAGAAAAGCUGUACGUUUACUCCUGCCGAUACAACUAUCGACCGGAUCAUUGCAUGUACAUGUCGGUGUGCGCGGAGGCGGAAAGGGAUGGUGCUCUGGUGCUGCAUGGUUCUCGCGGCACGUUCCAUUCGCAGAAGCAGCCGCCUUUCAGAGCUAUAUACAGAGCUAUGCAAGAGUAUCAGCUGAACACGGAUCCGUACGAAGAGCUGCUCGUGCCGAUGAGGAAUUACUUGGUGAUGGAGGACAAAUCAAACUGCGGCCGAGUCCCAAAGGUGUUCAUCAUCCAGCCGGAGCUGCACUUGGCUCAUAACUUUUAAGACUUGCUCGGUCAUACCGAAAAUCAUAUGCACUCACG